Molecule: messenger RNA, 3718 nt
Organism: Canis lupus familiaris (dog)
Lineage: Eukaryota; Metazoa; Chordata; Mammalia; Carnivora; Canidae
Gene: KCNG3
Product: potassium voltage-gated channel modifier subfamily G member 3
Exons: 2
Coding region: 1-1311 (436 amino acids)
Biological process (GO): protein homooligomerization; potassium ion transmembrane transport
Cellular component (GO): membrane; voltage-gated potassium channel complex
Molecular function (GO): protein binding; delayed rectifier potassium channel activity
Source: RefSeq, a predicted model, not a curated record
AUGACCUUCGGGCGCAGCGGGGCGGCCUCGGUGGUGCUGAACGUGGGCGGCGCCCGGUACUCGCUGUCCCGGGAGCUGCUGAAGGACUUCCCGCUGCGCCGCGUGAGCCGGCUGCACGGCUGCCGCUCGGAGCGCGACGUGCUCGAGGUGUGCGACGACUACGACCGCGAGCGCAACGAGUACUUCUUCGACCGGCACUCGGAGGCUUUCGGCUUCAUCCUGCUGUACGUGCGCGGCCACGGCAAGCUGCGCUUCGCGCCGCGGAUGUGCGAGCUCUCCUUCUACAACGAGAUGAUCUACUGGGGCCUGGAGGGCGCGCACCUCGAGUACUGCUGCCAGCGCCGCCUAGACGACCGCAUGUCCGACACCUACACCUUCUACUCGGCCGACGAGCCGGGCGCGCUGGGCCGCGACGAGGCGCGACCGGGCGGUGGCGAGGCGGCCCCCUCCAGGCGCUGGCUCGAGCGCAUGCGGCGGACCUUCGAGGAGCCGACGUCGUCGCUGGCCGCGCAGAUCCUGGCCAGCGUGUCGGUCGUGUUCGUGAUCGUGUCCAUGGUGGUGCUGUGCGCCAGCACCCUGCCCGACUGGCGCGCCGCGGCGGCCGACAACCGCAGCCUGGAUGACCGGAGCAGGUACUCCGCCGGCCCUGGGAGGGAGCCCUCCGGGAUCAUUGAAGCUAUCUGCAUAGGUUGGUUCACUGCAGAGUGCAUCGUGAGGUUCAUCGUCUCCAAAAACAAGUGUGAGUUUGUCAAGAGACCCCUGAACAUCAUUGAUUUACUGGCAAUCACACCGUAUUACAUCUCCGUGUUAAUGACAGUAUUUACGGGCGAGAACUCUCAACUCCAGAGGGCUGGAGUCACCUUGAGGGUGCUUAGAAUGAUGAGGAUUUUUUGGGUGAUUAAACUUGCCCGUCACUUCAUUGGUCUCCAGACACUUGGUUUGACUCUCAAACGAUGUUACCGAGAGAUGGUUAUGUUACUCGUCUUCAUUUGUGUUGCCAUGGCAAUCUUUAGUGCACUUUCCCAGCUUCUUGAACAUGGGUUGGACCUGGAAACAUCCAACAAGGACUUCGCCAGCAUCCCUGCUGCCUGCUGGUGGGUGAUUAUCUCUAUGACUACAGUUGGCUAUGGAGAUAUGUAUCCUAUCACCAUGCCUGGAAGAAUUCUUGGAGGAGUUUGUGUUGUCAGUGGGAUUGUUCUAUUGGCAUUACCUAUCACUUUUAUCUACCAUAGCUUUGUGCAGUGUUAUCAUGAGCUCAAGUUUAGAUCAGCCAGAUAUAGUAGAAGCCUCUCUGCUGAGUUCUUAAAUUAACGCAUUGCAAAUCGAUUCUUGCAUACACUUCAUUUGAUAGAAAGAAUUGAUGCUACUUCCUAUUCAUCAUGCAUUUCUUGCUGGGUGAGCACUGCAGUGGUACUGUCAUCAUGUUGGUAGGGUAAAAAUUAUCCUUCCCAGCUGAAGGGAUAAAAAAAUUUAUUUAUAAUGGAGUAAAUAGGAUUGAGGCUUCAAAGGAAAAGUAAUAACUCCUAGAAUAAAUUUUAGCAUCUUAUUUUAUUUAGGCUUGUCUCCGCCUUGAACAAUUACACUUUCUGUGUUUGUUUUAAAGUAUAUUAUUUGAACAUUUUGAAACUGAAAGGUACUAUUUUCCAAAUGUUUUUCCAUUUUAUGAAUUCAGAAGAAGCUUGGAAGUUGCAGUGUUUUUUGUUGGAGAGUAACAUUUUCAUUUCUAAAUGUUUUAUAAUCUCUCAUAUCAAUGUCAGAAGUAUCCUGGAAACAUAUGUCACAUGCAGGAACUGUUUAACAAAUACUUUAAGAAUUUGGCCAAAUUUUAAACUGUAUAAUGGAGCUAGAUGCAAGCAAGGGUAGUAUUUGAACAACUUUUCAGCAUAUUUCUCAAUUCCCUGAUUUAUUUUUGUUUCAAUUAUUCACCUUAGCAUAUACAGCUUCAUGGAAACUUGAGCAUGUUUCCUUUUUUCCAUUUUGGAUUUCUUUUAUCUAUUUACUGAAAUGACUCAACAGGGUAUUUCAGAACAAGGAGAGCUUUUAUUGUGUAGCAUUUUAUUGGAGUUCAUUUUACUUGAAUCCACUGCUGUUACUAGGUGAUAAUUGUCCUAACAUUCAGAUGUCCAAACAAGAAUAUUUCCAACAUAAAAACGAUAAUAGAAAGUUUGAUACUACAACCCAUAUUUAUCUUCUUCUCUUAAUUUUUUUCCGUGGGUUUAAUAAGACUUUCUGGUUGAAAGGAUGUUUGUGUAGCCUUUUUAUACCAAAGUCAUACUUAGAUGUUGUCACUGGAUUAUCAUAAAAAGAGAAAUUAAAUAUUUCCUUACUCUUGGUUGCUAUGUAGCUAAGCCAAUUUUUAAGCCAGCUAAAAACAAUGAAUACAUAAUUAUUUGAUCUGAGUUUCACCAUUUUGAAUUGUAGCUACACCAAAACUUUUGUACAAUUUUGAACAAUAUGCCACAUUAAUAUGGGUAGAUUAUUAGGACUAGAAAAUAUAAAACUGAUGACUAUUUAAUGCUAAGUUUUAGCAGUAUGAAUUAAGAUUUUGCUUUGUUAACCAGUUGCCAUAAAGAGGUCAAUAUAUAAACAGAAAAAUUAAAGUCAUAGAUUCACAAAUACUUUAACGUUGUACACUAUAGUUUAUGGGAGUGGAGAAGGCGGGUGGAGAGGGAAUAGGACCUGGAUGUAUUUAUCAAAGAAUAGAAAUGUUCAUUAGAAGAGUAUUAGCCAUCAUCUAGUUCGGACCUCAAUUAGUACAGGUAGUAUAAGUAUGUCUGUGGAGGACUUCGGGCCGAAACCUGGAUAUCUAGAAAUCUACCUACCUAGUACAGCAGCUUACUAUUAUUUUUUAAAGAUUUAUGUAGUUUAGAAAAAGAUUUAUGUAUUUAUUCGAGAGAGAAAGAGAGCGCAUGCACACGUGUGCAUGAGUGGGUGGGGGAGGGGCCAAAGGAGAGGGAGAGAGAGAGAGAGAAUCUUAAGCAGACUCUGAGCUGAGCCUGGAGCCUCUCACAACCUGAGCCCUGAUCAGGACCUGAGCUGAAACCAAGAGUCAGAAGCUUAAUGGACUCAGCUAUCCAGGUGCCCACCCAGCAGCUUAUUCUUAACACAUGUCUGGGGUUUGAGAAAAAGGCUCGAGAAACCAUACUUUUUUGCCAUUGCCAUUGCAAUAAUAGCAAGACUGUCCCUUUUCCUUAAAUUCUGAAUUUAUGUAAUAUUUUGGCCAUUAAAAGAAUCUCACCUAUCUUUUUUACUCCUGCACACCAGUAUGCUACUUAUAUACUCAAAAUAAAUUGUUAUUUAUUGUAUAUUUAUUGUAUUUUACUAUAUUUGAAAUAAAUGGCAUGGAUUUAUUUUUUCCUACCUGUUUUGUUUAAGGCUUUGUGAUUCAUGCAAAUAAGAUGCAGAUGUUAGCAUCCCCAUAUUAUUAAUAAAAAUAUGAUAACCAUCCAUUCUGCUGGCAUUGGGAAGGCUUCAUGGGAAUAUGUCUUAUGUCCCCAAAUAGUUUCUAACUAUCUUGAGGGCUGAGAUCCACUUUUCUUGCACACACCUUCAUAUCUGUGACAAUAUCUGUGACAUAUUUGGGCACAGGCUAUUGUUGACUGAUUCAGGAGAAGAAAUUUCUGUGUGAAGAGGCAAGGAGAAGCACACAGCCAAAUGUGUACCUGUGGAGCUACGCACGUGAACACACACACAGACUUUGAGGCUGCCCUUAAUAACA